Stegastes partitus (bicolor damselfish) is the source of this 869-nucleotide messenger RNA. Its product is annotated as glutathione synthetase-like. Gene Ontology annotation, molecular function: ATP binding; glutathione synthase activity; glutathione binding. NCBI's taxonomy places the organism in Eukaryota, Metazoa, Chordata, Actinopteri, Pomacentridae. Gene Ontology annotation, biological process: glutathione biosynthetic process. The transcript has 6 exons. Bases 255 to 869 code for a protein of 204 amino acids. The record is from RefSeq and is a predicted model, not a curated record. Gene Ontology annotation, cellular component: cytosol.
GGCUCUUCAUUCACCUGCGCGGGCUGCGUGCGCUUCAGAGGCGGAUUUAGAGUCUUUUAACGGCUAAAAGUUCACCUCGGGCGGGAAUGUGAGUCAUAUUUAGUUCAAAAUACAACCUGCAUGAGCGUGAAACGUGGCGAGCAGGACGUGAAACACCCGCCGAGGACGUCUGCUAGCUUGAAUAUCGGUAGCUAACUCGCUAUUACCAGCAGCUAGCGGUUGUUGAAGUGCCCAGUUCGCACAGGCGAGUCAGAAUGGCCCAGGGGAUACCUGAAGAGGUGAUGAUGAACGCUGCUCUGAUUAAAGAGCUGGCAGAUGUGGCCAAAGAUAUGGCUCUUCUGCAGGGCGUCCUAAUGAGGACCCAGGAGACGCCCAACUCGUCAGAGUUGGUGAGCCACGCUCCGUUCACGCUGUUCCCCUCGCCGGUGCCCAAAGCCGUGUUCGUCCAGGCUCUGGCUGUGCAAACUCACUACAACACACUGAUGGACAAGAUCAGUCGGGACACAGAGUUUCUGCAGGAGGCUUUAGAGAGCACCAUUGCCGUGGAUGAUUUCACUGCCAAGUUGUUCAGGAUCCACCAGCAGAUCCUGAAAGAAGGAAGGUCUCAGUCCAUUGUUUUGGGUUUGAAUCGUUCUGACUUCAUGCUGGACCAGAGAGACGGUCAGACGGCGUCUUUAAAGCAGAUCGAGAUCAACACCAUCGCCGCCAGUUUCGGAGGCCUUUCGUCACGAACUCCGGAUUUACACAGACUCGUCCUCAAAGUCGCCGGCAGGCUGGAGGAGAGCCAGCGAAUCCUUGACAACAAUCCCGCAGCUGGUCUGGCCGGAGGAAUCGCCAAAGCCUGGGAGCUCUAUGGAUCAGAGCGGUAG